AUGGCCGGCAAGCUGGUCCUGCCGGCGCACCGCAAAGACCUCGAGACGCCCCUUCGCCUCGCGCCUUGGGUCCAUGUACCGGAGGAUCCCAAGCUCGUCCGGCCCUGCAGCGUCUCCACACGGUCCGAAUCCGCCUGCGAGCUGCUUACCGCCCUCUUCCUCGCCCGCAAGGCAGAAGAGAUGCACAACUGUCCCACAGCCGACAUCAUACUCUCAUCCCGGGACUAG
Molecule: messenger RNA, 228 nt
Organism: Hirsutella rhossiliensis
Lineage: Eukaryota; Fungi; Ascomycota; Sordariomycetes; Hypocreales; Ophiocordycipitaceae
Exons: 1
Coding region: 1-228 (75 amino acids)
Source: RefSeq, a predicted model, not a curated record